AUGGCGUCAUGUACACUGUUCCUUUCCUUGUUCAGCAAGGGCAAGAUCACGGAUCUUUGGCGCAUCAACCGACAACAAGAGGAGAAGCUUAAGGACUUGGAGAAGCAAAACGAGGAUCUAAAUGUCAAGUUUGAAGCCACAAAGACAAGGCUUACACGGACCGAAAUCACAAUCCGAGCUCUGGAGGCAAAGGUUAAACUCCAGAAAGCCCAGAACGAAGAUUUAAAAGAAAAGUCUCGACAGCAGCAGGACGAGAUCAGGGCAGUCUCAGAGCUGAAGAGUGAGAAUUCGGUCCAAGCCGCCAAGAUCGCCGAGUCAGAGAAGGACAAGUCAAGCGAAGCCUUGGGCGUCAAACCCAACUUUUCUUUCCUCCAGUCCAAGCUUUUGCGCGUAGAAUCUGAGUACAAAGACAAUAUCACAGAGCUGAAUGCCAAGAAUCUAAGGCAGGAAGUGGAAUAUAGAGAAUUUAUCGAGGUGUUGAAGAGCAGCAAGGAAGAUUAUGAAGCUAAGAUCAAAGCCCAAGAGGAUGACCUAAAGGAGAAAGAGGAUACCAUCUCAAAGCUGCGGAUUGUUUUGCAAACAAGCGAGUCCUGGCGCAAAACUCAAUCACAGCGACUCGUCCUGCUAGAAACCCAGGUCGAGACUCUAGAGGCCGAGAAGAUCCUUCAAGACUCUAGGAGCCAAGAACUGGAAAUGAAGUACAGUACCGAGAUAUUCCGACUUGCUCAGAGUCUGGAGUUUCAUUUCAACAGCACCUAUGUCAAGUUCUCUGGGGGUGACAAGCUACAUACAAAGUCAGAAUUGGAGGAAGCGUAUAGAGAAGCGCAAAGGUUGCAGGAUAAACGCAGGGGAAUGGCUCUGGCGCGACGACUGCGUAUUCAAGAGGAAGAAGAUCGAGACAGCCAUGCUUACUCAGAGGAAGAUUAA
This is a messenger RNA of Fusarium redolens, 927 nucleotides long. RefSeq lists its product as uncharacterized. NCBI's taxonomy places the organism in Eukaryota, Fungi, Ascomycota, Sordariomycetes, Hypocreales, Nectriaceae. The record is from RefSeq and is a predicted model, not a curated record. The transcript has 4 exons. Bases 1 to 927 code for a protein of 308 amino acids.